UCAAAAUGAGGACAUCCGGAUUCAGCUUCUGCUGCUGUUUUGCGCCGUUUUUCUACAACGUGGCAGGUGGGUUCCUACAGUCCGGCUCCUCUGUGGAAGUCUUUGCAGUUCUCUCCCAUAAUGCCUCCCUCCCGUGCCGCCGCGCCACGCACCGUGCCACCUCAUCACGCGUCCUACAUGUGGAGUGGUCGCGUGUGGAUACUCACAACCACCACAGAGACGAGCUGACGGUUCACGUUGUCCGCGAUGGAAAAGAGCUGCAGAAGGAGAAAGCGGCGCAGUAUGUCGGGAGGACGGUUGUCAUGGAGAAUGGAUCUUUGACGCUGGUUGGUGUCACGUGGCAGGACAACGGCACGUACAGGUGCAACCUUUGGAGAGGACGAGUAAAAGAAGAAGUGUUAGUCUCUCUCAUUGUCGGAAGACCAACAGGAAACAGGACGUUAAUUUGCAGGGUGGAAAUACCAGAAACAAUCCUGGCCAACGAGAACAAGAUUUAUAUCAUAGAUGAGUUCAGGCCUUUGAACCCGGGACUCAGCUGGUGUAUACCUUGGGUGCUGACAGCAUUUGGGUUGGUGGGUUGUGGCUUCCUCACCUUUGUUGUUGACCUGUUGAAACUGAAGAAUCUACGAUCAACGCUGCAGAGUUGGUAUCAAGCAUCACUUUCCAUCAGGAACAGAGGAGAACAAGAACAAGUUCUACCUCUUGUAGGUAAUAACAGCUACACAGAUUACGGAGACAUCAACAGGGUCGACACAACGGGAGCCUCCAAAGACACGAUAAGAGCAAACAACCUGCUCAACCCAGGUGGAGAUCUGAGCGGAGUUAAAGCCUCCCACAUGAUGGCAGAGAGAGACCUGGACGAGAUGCUGAAGUACAAAAGUAUAAUCAAAGAAGUAGGAGAGAUACUCCACAUCCACCCAGCCCUCAUUGCUGGCAUCAUCUCCAGACAGUCUGAGGCUGGAACCAGACUAAGAAAAAACGGCUUCGGGGGGUCUGACGAGAACUGCUUCGGGCUCAUGCAGAUCAAUCGUUAUUACCACGCAGUGAAAGGAGAGCCGUGUAGCAAGGACCACGUUGACCAAGGUGUCACCUUCCUGAUCCAGCUCAUCAAAACCAUGGUUAGGACGAAGCCGGACUGGAGCCCAGAACAGCGGCUCAAAGGAGCGUUGGCGUGUUACAUAGCAGGCGAGGACAAAGUCAUUCCUCUGGAGCGAUACGAAGACUUGGACAGCGUGACGCCGUUCCACGACUUCGCCAACGAUGUGGUGGCCAGAGCUCAGUGGUUCACCGGCAAAGACUUCUGACAACAGAUCAGUUCCUUUAUUUCAUUUUCUUUAUGUUUGUGUUUAACUGCUGCACUCACACAAACACACCACGGAGGAGAG
Molecule: messenger RNA, 1385 nt
Organism: Scomber japonicus (chub mackerel)
Lineage: Eukaryota; Metazoa; Chordata; Actinopteri; Scombriformes; Scombridae
Exons: 12
Coding region: 6-1304 (432 amino acids)
Biological process (GO): peptidoglycan catabolic process
Molecular function (GO): lysozyme activity
Source: RefSeq, a predicted model, not a curated record